Messenger RNA from Sesamum indicum (sesame), 1999 nucleotides. The record is from RefSeq and is a predicted model, not a curated record. NCBI's taxonomy places the organism in Eukaryota, Viridiplantae, Streptophyta, Magnoliopsida, Lamiales, Pedaliaceae.
AACACUUCUUCACGUAAAGUUGAACUUGUGAGCUUUAGAAUGUAUAAGAGAGCAGCAGAGCAGAACUGCCUCGCUCUCCUUCAGCUCUGCAACUCUUUGUUCAAACUCACUCAGAUCCACGCAAAAAUUCUCAAGCUUGGUCUCCAAAACAACCCUUUAGUCCUCACAAAAUUCACCUCCAUUUCUUCAGACCUUAGUGCUAUCCACUAUGCUUGUUCUUUUAUUUUCUCCCCAGAAUCAGACCUCCAUUGCUACGAUACCUUCCUUUUCAACAGUGUCAUUAAAGCUUAUGGAGAGACUACUCAUUCUAAGACCACCGCUAUAUGUUACUACAAGGAAAUGCUGAGUCAUGGGGUUGAACCUAAUAACUAUACCUACCCUUUUGUGUUCAAGGCUUGUGCUGGCAUUGGGGACUUGAAUUUAGGCAAAAUGGUUCAUGGGUCGGUUUUGAAACUUGGGUUUUGUGGUGACACUCAUGUCCUGAACGCUAUGAUUCAUAUGUACUGCAGUUGUGAAAGUGGAAUUGAGGUCAGCGAAAAGCUGUUUGAUGAAAUGUCUAAGAGGAAUUCGGUUUCUUGGAGUACGAUGAUGGGUGGGUAUGUGAAGUGGGGCAUGUCAAGUGAAGCUGUCAGAUUGUUUAGAAGAAUGCAGAUUCUUGGAGUGAAGCCUGAUGAGAUUAGUAUGGUGAUGUUGCUGUCUGCAUGUGCUGAUUUGGGCGCCCUCGAGCUUGGGAGGUGGGUGGAGUCUUACAUCGAGAGGGAGAAGAUUGAGAUGAGAUCAGAGUUAUGCAACGCGCUAAUAGACAUGUUUGCAAAGUGUGGUGAUGUUAACAACGCGUUGGAGGUGUUUAGAGACAUGCCUGAGAGUAAGAGGACUGUUGUUUCUUGGACUUCUGUUAUUUUUGGUAUGGCACUGCAUGGUCGUGGUGUGGAGGCCGUUUCACUGUUUGAGGAGAUGAAGGGAGCUGGGGUGGUUCCAGAUGAUGUUGCAUUCAUCGGAUUGCUCACUGCUUGCAGCCAUUCUGGUUUAGCAGCCAAAGGAAAACAGUAUUUUGAGUCAAUGGUCAAUGAUUAUGGAAUUGCACCGAGGAUAGAGCAUUAUGGAUGCAUGGUGGAUAUGUUAAGCAGGGCUGGAUCAGUGAAAGAGGCUAUAGAGUUCAUAGAUAGAAUGCCUGUCGCGCCAAAUCCUGUUAUCUGGAGAACUUUAAUAGCUGCCUGUCAUGCUCAUGGCGAGCUGAAUCUUGGUGAAAGAAUAACAAAGGAUCUCAUUACAAAUGAACCGUUGCAAGAAUCCAACUAUGUCCUACUCUCUAGCAUUUAUGCCAAAAUGUCGGAUUGGGAAAAGAAAACCACAGUUAGGGAAGCAAUGGGGAAGAAGGGGAUCAAAAAGGUCCCUGGAAGCACUAUGAUUGAGCUUAGUGAUGGAAUUUAUGAGUUUGUUGCUGGAGAUAAAUCUCACAGCGAGUACGCAAAGAUCAAUGAAAUGGUGGAUGAGAUGGAGAGAAACAUGAGACAAGCUGGAUAUGUUGCCACAACAUCAAACGUCUUGCUUGAUAUUGAUGAAGAAGAUAAAGAGGGUGCCCUGCACACGCAUAGUGAAAAGCUAGCCAUUGCAUUUGCACUCCUGAAGACUCCUUCCGGAUCUCCAAUUCGAAUUGUUAAAAACUUACGAGUUUGUGGGGACUGCCACUCUGCUACUAAGCUCAUAUCCCUGAUAUAUAACAGAGAAAUAGUAGUAAGAGAUAGAAGCCGAUUUCACCACUUUAAAGAUGGAUUGUGCUCAUGUAGAGAUUUCUGGUAGUUUAGUUACUGCUCUGGCAUUGAAGAAAAAGGUUUCCGACAAUUUCUCCUGCCUUAAUUUCUGACAGUUAUUUCACAUUGGUAUAUCGGGAUAAGCAUUGUUUGUGAUUGUAAGAUUUUAAGACCCUGAAAAACUACAAUGAGCAUAACAGAAGAACAAGCUAUAUCUUUCUCUUUUAAGAUUCUAAAUGAAGUUCUGG